UCCGCGUAUGGUAAUUUUGGCACGCCGCCAGCAGCAAACAGGCUGCGUUCAACUAGGUCCGCGUGCUGUGUACAUAAGCCUCAGCUCUCACAGCGCGCCAUGCUGUUUACUCCGACUGUUGUGCGACUGUAGAAGACGAAGAAAGAGCGACGAUGUCCGGCCGAGGAAAAGGCGGCAAAGGUCUGGGAAAAGGAGGCGCCAAGCGUCACCGUAAAGUGCUCCGCGAUAACAUCCAGGGCAUCACCAAACCGGCCAUUCGCCGUUUGGCUCGCCGUGGCGGUGUCAAGCGUAUCUCCGGUCUGAUCUACGAGGAGACUCGCGGCGUGUUGAAGGUCUUCCUGGAGAACGUGAUCAGAGACGCAGUCACCUACACUGAGCACGCCAAGCGGAAGACCGUCACCGCCAUGGACGUGGUGUACGCGCUGAAGCGCCAGGGCCGCACGCUUUACGGCUUCGGCGGCUAAACCGAACCCGGACCGACCCGCGCACCGACACCGACACCCUCCAACUCUUAAAAGGCUCUUUUAAGGGCCGCCCACCUGAUCUGUAAAAGGGCAAAAUCCGAAAUCUGUUUGUAUUUCUUUUUUUCAUUUUUUGAACGGUAGGCUGUGCCAAGAUCUUUUCUACAUAAAUAUUUUCAGUUUUGUAAUUUCUUUCUUUCUGUUUUUAUGGUAUGUAAUUUGUAAAUUCAUAUUAUUUUCUUUUAUAAAAAUAUACAUUUUUCAAUUUAGUUUAUU
Colossoma macropomum (tambaqui) is the source of this 737-nucleotide messenger RNA. RefSeq names its product histone H4. Gene Ontology annotation, biological process: nucleosome assembly. Gene Ontology annotation, molecular function: protein heterodimerization activity; structural constituent of chromatin; DNA binding. Gene Ontology annotation, cellular component: nucleosome. NCBI's taxonomy places the organism in Eukaryota, Metazoa, Chordata, Actinopteri, Characiformes, Serrasalmidae. The transcript has a single exon. Bases 153 to 464 code for a protein of 103 amino acids. The record is from RefSeq and is a predicted model, not a curated record.